This is a messenger RNA of Phragmites australis (common reed), 892 nucleotides long. RefSeq names its product glycosyltransferase-like KOBITO 1. NCBI's taxonomy places the organism in Eukaryota, Viridiplantae, Streptophyta, Magnoliopsida, Poales, Poaceae. Gene Ontology annotation, biological process: cellulose biosynthetic process; response to abscisic acid. The transcript is spliced from 5 exons. The annotation marks the transcript as partial. The record is from RefSeq and is a predicted model, not a curated record.
AAAUCAUCUGUGAUUCUGUGCAUUGCAAUAUCUUACCAGGUAUCCAUGUUCAAGAAGAAUUAUGAUCAUCUCCCUAAAGAUACCUACUUUGGCAUGUAUAAGGAGGCAACACGUGGAAAUCCUAGCUAUUUUCUCACUCAUGGUAAUGUAAAAUCUGCUGCACGGAUUCAAGACCAUCUCCGUCCUAAUGGUGCACACAGAUGGCAUAGCUAUGCAAAGAGCUCAAAUGAGAUCAAGUUGGAGGCUGCAGUUCUGCACUGUAUAUACACCAAAUUUUCAGAUUUGACAUCUAGACGUGAUCGCUGUGGAUGCAAGCCUACAAAAGAAGAUGUUAAAAGAAAUUUUAUAUUGGAUUGUCACCGAGCAGCUUCUAUAAUCGCAUCAACUAGUGAAGAGGAAAUGCUUCGCUGGUACAAUGAACAUGUUGUGCGGAAUGAUAAGCAGCUCAAUUUAAAGCUUCUAAGGAAAGGAGUGUUGACUCGCAUAUAUGCCCCGAUGGCAAUUGUUCAAGGUUUGCGCGAAUCGGGUAUCUUCACUUCUGCCAUAGCAGCUGGCCAACCAGUUGUGAAUGAUAAACUAUCCCUGAAGAAAAGCCAAAUGGAUUCGGCGGAGGUAGAGGAAGAAAGGAGAAAUCUUGCUGGGCGGCGGAGUGGAGUCGAGGGAACUGGAUGUACACCGGGAGGAGGAAGAGGAACAUGGUGCGCUCGACUCGAUGGUGGCGUCAAGGACGCUGCUGGUUCUGAGGACGGGAUGUGAGAGCGUGCCAACGCCGAGGACGGCCGGCACUGCAGACUGCAGAGUGCCGGCGUUGUCCGUGUAGUUUUUCUUUAAAGAACGACGGCAAUUGCCGUGGUUUAUUCAAAGAGAGAGGUCCAAUACUAUCGCAUCUCAG